UUCCGCAAUACGAAAUGACAUGAAAUUUUGGUAGGAUUAUUGUAGGUAAGAUUAUUAAGAAUCUCACCUAAUGUGCAAUACGAACAUGUAAAAUACGAAGUUUCCGCAAACCGCUGCACAAAAGCUUUAACUUCUAUAUGAUAAGACUCUAUAUUUCUUGGAGUUAUUACACGAUGAAAGAGAGCGGUGGCGGAAGACCACAAAUCGACAAAUUUGCGAUAUCGUGUCUUACACACAAUUUCCGCUAAUUAUUUCAAAUUGGAAACUCACGUCAUUCAGUUUGAUGAGAUUUCCUAUGGAGAUUCGAUAUGGGGUGUCUGUUUUAUAAAGUCGCCACGACCAUCGGCGGAAUUCUCAGUACCACUCUCAAAUUUUACCGUGAGGAUUAUGUGAAUAGUGUGAAUACGAAGUAUAAAAGGAUUAAUAAGGAUACAAGCAAAAAGGAUGAAAAGUUAGUGAUGGUUGGAAAAUUGUCCAUACGCCUGGGAAUAAAUGAAUUUCUCUUCUCAUACUCCAGGACUCGCGUGUUGGCUUUUGGUGUGCCUGGGCAGUGUAGCAACUGUGUUAGGGAGUGAUGAUAUUGUGUGUCCUGAAGGCAGAUGGAUGGUGACACUUCCACAUGAGGAUUGCCACCAGUUCCAUUUGUGUAUCUUUGGGCGGGCAGUUGAAUUGAAGUGUCCCUUUGGCCUCUACUGGGAUCCCAUUGAGGGUGGAUGUGGACGCAGUGUAGAUGUAUCGUGUGUUAAAGACAUCGCUGCACGACAAGAACCUCCACAGCCUCCCAUUGAAACCACGUCUUUCCCACCGCAACCAACAAUUGAAACAACAACUCCCGAAGAGGAAACUGAAACCACCGAUGAAACUGAAACUCCAGGAGAAACUGAUGAAACUCCCGAGGAAACUACCGUCAGUGAGGAAUCACCCACUCCACCCUUCUCCACUACAGGAAAUACACCUACUCCACCAUUUUCCACAACCGGUGCCACGCCAACACCACCAGUAUCCACUACCGGAGCUCAGCCUACUCCACCAGUGUCUACAACUCCUGAUGGUAGUGAAACAGGAACACCACCAGAGGUAACCACGGAGAGCACAGAGGAGACAACCACUGGAGUAGAGACGGGUACUCCACCUGAGGUAACCACGUCUGAACCUGGUACAACAGGUGCAGAAACUACGACAACCACAACAACUACGACAGUAGUCCCAACAACCACCACGGGAAUACCAACAGGAACUCCGCCAGAGGUUACAACAAGUACAGGAGGAACCGCAACUCCACCAGAGGUCACAACACCCGGUGUUACACAACCCCCAACAACACCAGGACCACCAACUUGUCCACCAGAUGGCAUCCACUACUUCCCUGAUCCCCAGGCAUGCAAUCGUUUCUUCCUGUGCCAGAAUGGCCAGUUGAUCCACAUGAUGUGUGCUCCUGGGCAGAUCUUCGAUCAAACAUAUCUUCGUUGUCGUCACGACGGCGUUUGUCAGUUGUUUGGCUGGCUUCAAGAUUAGAGUCUUAGACACGAGACACAACAGAAUCACAACACAGAAUAAGACACUCCUGGUUACCAGACAGGAAGCUGGCCACCAGACAGAGACACCACAGAUAUCACACAACACUGAAACACAUAACAAUUUUUCUUUCUCUUGUAAUAUUGUAAUAAAUUAUGGUAUUAACAUUAGAGAC
This is a messenger RNA of Phlebotomus papatasi, 1690 nucleotides long. Its product is annotated as mucin-2-like. Gene Ontology annotation, molecular function: chitin binding. The record is from RefSeq and is a predicted model, not a curated record. Gene Ontology annotation, cellular component: extracellular region. The transcript has 3 exons. The coding region runs from base 493 to 1515 and encodes 340 amino acids. Lineage: Eukaryota; Metazoa; Arthropoda; Insecta; Diptera; Psychodidae.